Molecule: messenger RNA, 567 nt
Organism: Phytophthora sojae
Lineage: Eukaryota; Oomycota; Peronosporomycetes; Peronosporales; Peronosporaceae
Exons: 3
Coding region: 1-567 (188 amino acids)
Source: RefSeq, a predicted model, not a curated record
AUGGCUCGUGAGCGCCGGAGUGGCAGCAAGUCGCCGGGGCGCCCCCGCGCUCGGUCGCGCUCCAGGUCGCGCUCAAAGGACCGCUCGUCCAGGGAGCGAGGGCGCCAUCGCUCGCGCUCGCCUCGGGACUGCAGCCACCGACGAAAGCACGAGCGUCGUGUGUCGUCGUCGUCGUCGGACUCAUCGUCGUCCCGGAGCAGAAGCAGGAGCAGAUCCUCCUCUUCGGACUCGAGCGUCAGCGGCAGGAAGGAGCGGAAAAGAUCGCACCACUCGAAGAAGAAGAGGAAGCACCGCAGCGCUGACGAUAAGAAACGCAAGCACAAGUCGUCCGAGUCCAAGAAGAAGAAAAAGAAGAAGGACCACAAGAAGCGGCACAAGAAGAGCCGCAGUAGGCGCGACCACGACGACGACUCGUCUUCAUCUUCGUCGUCAUCUGACUCGGACACCGUCCGCAGCGCUAUCUCAGGCAAGAAGAUCAAACGGAAGUUGGACCGUUCGGCUGCAGACUUGCAGAGCCAGAAGAGUCGCCAACAACUGCUGCAGUUCUACAAUGGCAUGUUCGACUGA